Rhodotorula toruloides NP11 is the source of this 1587-nucleotide messenger RNA. RefSeq lists its product as uncharacterized. NCBI's taxonomy places the organism in Eukaryota, Fungi, Basidiomycota, Microbotryomycetes, Sporidiobolales, Sporidiobolaceae. The transcript is spliced from 3 exons. Bases 1 to 1587 code for a protein of 528 amino acids. The record is from RefSeq and is a predicted model, not a curated record.
AUGCCCCCGAAACCGAAAGGCCUGAAGGCUUCGGCCAAGCGCGCCGCUCCGACCGAGACGCCUGCUGCAGCUGGCCCCGCCCUCAAUGCCGAAAAGACGAUGCCGCUCGACGAAGACGCUCUCACGCUCGCCGACCUGUUCGAACUGCGCGCCAACGUCCUCGAAAUCUUGUACCCCUUCCCGACUUCGCUCACGCCAGGCGACAUGGACUUUGACCGCGCCGACGACGCCCGCAACCUCCUGCGCGGCAUCCUCCACGGCUGCGCGGUCCUCGAGCCGUUCAUCGAGGAGCACAGUGCCGGCGAGUACCGCCAGGACAACCGCGAGGGGCCGAGGUCGUUCAAGGAGGUGCGGAAGAGGCGGCAAGAAGCGGGCGACGACAAGCUCAAGGCGCUCGGACUCGAGUGGAACGGCUCGCUCACCGAGGCGCACCUUCUCUUCCUCCAAGGCUUCGCUUUGCACUACCUCGGCGCCCUCUUCGAACCCUCCGACGGCGCGCUCAAGCCUUCGGCCGUCAAGAAUGCGCAGGGGACGAAGAAGCGCAAGGUGGACUUGCGCGAGCCGCAGACGCGCGAAGGCUGGCUCGAGGCGGCUCACGAGCGACUCGAGCUCCUGGUCGACGGCGUCCUCGAUGCGAACGAGCUGCACGACAUGUAUGGCGAGGACAUCGAGGAGGAGAGCUCGCGGAUGACCCUCAUCUCGCUCAUGGAAGCUGAGUACGCGCAUUGCAUCGUCGACCUCGCCGACGCCCUCCUCGCCGCCGGGCGCGCCGAGGAUGCCACGAAGCUGUUGUCCUCGCGCUCCUCAGAGUGGAAGUCCCGUCCUGGCUUCAUCUUCCUCCUCGAUCACCCGCUCGUCUCGCAAGACGACGCCGUCCUUGCCUGGCUCCGCGCGUACUCGGUGUGGGUCCCUCUCGCCGAGCGACAUCCCGAGGAGGCCGGCGGCGCCGAAACCCUCGCGCGCAUCAUGAAGAACCUCGACCAGAUUCGCGCGGUGCUCGAGCAGCCAGCGGGAGUCGAGCUGCCGGCGAAGAAGGAUGGCGAGGACGACGAUGAGGAUGAGGAGGACGACAACGUCCGCGAGCACCCGUGGGUGUGCAUGUCGGACGAGUCGAGGGAGCGCGAGCCGUUCUGGCGGUUCCUGAUGGACGUCGUCGAGGCCGACUGCCUCGCGUCGCAGUUCAUCCUCCUCGAGGACGCGGUCGAGGCAAAGUAUCGGCCCGAUGCCGGCGACGAGGCGGAGGAGGACGAGGAUGCCGAGGUCACGCCGCUUCCGCUCGACGCGGACGAGGUCAAGCAGGCGAAGGAGGCGAGUGAGAAGGCCCUCGAAGCGCUCCGCAAGACGAUCGCGACCCUCGCUUCCCUUCCAUCCGCACUCGCUCACCCGUCUGCCAAGCUCGCGCAGUACCGCAAGCUCGAAGAAGUCUUGCUCGUCUCGUCGGCGCUGAUCAACCCGGACGAGAAGGACGCUCUUCGCGCGAACGAGGAGGAGGUCGCGAAGGUGCGGAAGGAGGGCGGCUUGGAGGAGGUCGAUGGCGAAGAUGGUGAUGAGGCAGACGGUGGCGAGGCGAAGGGCGAGGAGGCGUAG